Molecule: messenger RNA, 3103 nt
Organism: Polyodon spathula (Mississippi paddlefish)
Lineage: Eukaryota; Metazoa; Chordata; Actinopteri; Acipenseriformes; Polyodontidae
Product: proprotein convertase subtilisin/kexin type 6-like
Exons: 21
Coding region: 191-2935 (914 amino acids)
Biological process (GO): peptide hormone processing
Cellular component (GO): membrane; cell surface
Molecular function (GO): serine-type endopeptidase activity
Source: RefSeq, a predicted model, not a curated record
AUAUAUAUAUAUAUAUAUAUAUAGUGCACACAGGGAAUGUAAAACCAUCUCGGUCCGAGGACAUGUACGCCUCUCGCACAAAUUAAAAGAAGCACUGUGUUAUUAUUAUUAUUAUUAUUAUUAUUAUUAUUAUUAUUAUUAUUAUUAUUAUUGCAAAAGUUGCUAUUUGCGUUUCUUCAGCGCUACGAUCAUGCAACACUGUGCCAGCAUGCAUCUGAGUUUUAGAUUUUUUUUAUUUUUAACUUUUUUUGUUUGUGAAUCCCUGUCUACUCGAAAUAUUUACACUAAUCACUGGGCCGUUCGAAUUACAGGAGGACCUGAAGAAGCUGAUAAACUAGCUACAAAAUAUGGCUAUAAUAAUUUAGGGCAGAUUGGAAGCUUGGAUGGUCACUACCAUUUUCAUCACAGCAAAAUUGUUAAAAGAUCUGCUUUCACUAUGAAGGGGGAACAUAACUUUAUCCACAUGGACCCAAAGGUUAACUGGAUCCAACAGCAAGUAGUAAAAACACGGGUGAAAAGAUAUACACGGAAUGAUUUAAAUUUUAUCCACUUCAACGAUCCCAAAUGGUCCAAUAUGUGGUACAUACACUGUGGUGACAAGAGCAAUCACUGUCGUUCAGAGAUGAACAUCCUGGCAGCCUGGCAGAGAGGGUACACGGGCAAGAAUGUUGUGGUAACCAUCCUGGAUGACGGCAUUGAGAAAAACCACCCAGACCUGGCACAGAAUUACGAUUCACUUGCAAGCUAUGAUGUCAAUGGGAACGACCAUGAUCCCACUCCACGCUACGACGCCAGCAAUGAAAACAAACAUGGUACACGGUGUGCUGGGGAAGUUGCAGCUGUGGCAAAUAACUCCCACUGUAUUGUUGGUAUUGCAUACAAUGCGAGGAUAGGAGGCAUUCGGAUGUUGGAUGGAGAUGUAACAGAUAUGGUGGAAGCGAAGUCUCUUGGCAUCAGACCCGACUACAUUGACAUUUACAGUGCCAGCUGGGGGCCGGAUGACGAUGGGAAGACGGUGGACGGCCCAGGUCUGCUGGCCAAACAGGCCUUUGAGAUGGGCAUUAAAAAGGGCCGGAAGGGCCUGGGCUCGGUUUUUGUUUGGGCCUCUGGGAACGGUGGCAGGCAGGGGGACCACUGCUCUUGCGACGGCUACACCAACAGCAUCUACACCAUCUCCGUCAGCAGCAGCACGGAGAACGGGAACAAGCCCUGGUACCUGGAGGAGUGCGCCUCCACGCUGGCUACGACCUACAGCAGCGGGGAGUUCUACGACAGGAAAAUUGUGACCACAGACCUGCGCCAGCGCUGCACUGAUGGCCACACAGGGACCUCAGUCUCCGCCCCCAUGGUCGCUGGGGUCAUUGCAUUGGCUCUGGAAGCAAACCCGUUAAUAACUUGGAGAGACGUCCAGCAUCUCCUGGUCAAGACAUCCCGGCCUGUCCACCUCAAAGCACCUGACUGGAAGACCAAUGCCGCUGGCCGUAGAGUCAGCCAUCUGUAUGGGUUUGGAUUGGUGGAUGCAGAAGCCAUGGUUGUAGAAGCGAAGAAAUGGAGAAGUGUGCCCCCGCAGCACACCUGCAUCGGAAGCAGUGAUCGGAGGCCCAGAUAUAUCCGUCCUGAGCAGUCACUGAAGUCGACCGUCACGUCCACUGGUUGCUCCGAUCAUGCGGAGCAGCAUGUGGUGUAUCUGGAGCACGUCGUUGUGAGAGUGUCGAUCGUACAUCCUCGCCGCGGGGAUCUCCAGGUCAACCUCAUCUCUCCAUCGGGCACCAAAUCCCAGCUUCUGGCAAAAAGGACGUUUGAUAAUUCGAACGAUGGCUUCAAAAACUGGGAGUUCCUGACGGUUCACUGCUGGGGAGAGAAAGCGGAAGGAGAGUGGACUCUGGAAAUCAUUGAUUCGCCCUCACAGUUGCGCAACCCAGAAUCUCUGGGGAAAUUAAGGGAGUGGAGUCUGGUGCUGUACGGAACCUCGGAGCACCCUUACCAAUCACACAGCUCACGUUCCCGGCAGCUGGAGAUCUCUCCGGAAGGGGAGAAGAGCCUGACUGAGCUGGAGAAGCAGGAGAUCAUGGAGGAAGAGGAUGAGUACAAUGGUCCUUGCCACUCCGAAUGUGGGGAUCAGGGCUGUGACGGCCCAGAUGCUGAUCACUGUUUGAACUGUAUCCAUUUCAGCCUUGGAAACAUCUUGUCCGGCAGGACGUGCGUGAGCACCUGUCCCCUGGGGUUCUACAGUGAUGCUGAAGUGAGGCGGUGCCGACGCUGCUAUAAGGGGUGUGAGACGUGUUUCAGCAGGGCCCAGAACGAGUGCACCUCCUGUAGAAGGGGCCUCUUCUUUUAUGACCAAGCCCGCACUUGUUCAGCAACGUGCCCAUCGGGGUUCUUCGCAGACGACAAUCAGAAGCAAUGCCUGAAAUGUCACGACAACUGCAAGAAAUGUUUCAGAGAUUACGAUAGAUGCACUGCUUGCAGUGAAGGGUUCAGCCUGGCUGGGAUGACGUGUGUUCCUGAAUGUGGAGACGGCACCUAUUUUAACUUGGAGGAAAUGAAAUGCAGUCCCUGCCAUCUGUCCUGCUCUACUUGUACAGGGCCUGGGAAGGAGGAAUGUAUUCAGUGUGCCAGAGACUUUCUGCAGCAGGAGUGGAAAUGUGUUCCUGCGUGCACUGAAGGAUAUUACCCUGGGGAGGCGUCCGGACUGCCACAGCGAGUCUGCCGAAAAUGUGAAGAGCAUUGUUUAAAUUGCGAAGGCCCUGGAAGAUACUGUUUCAGAUGCACAGAUGGAUACAAUUUAGUGGGAGGCACAUGUGUAACAAAUGUCAGGUGUAAUAAUGGCCCUCUAGCUGAUGAGGUGUUCUGCGAGAUGGUGAAAUCGAACCGCUUGUGUGAGCGGAAACUCUUUCGCCAGUUCUGCUGCCGGACGUGUCUGAUGACUGGAUGAAGACGCAGCCCACCCCCCCUACAAAUUAAGGACUUUUCAGACCACAUUAAAGCAACAAUCUGUUGUAGAGCUACUCUAUUAACGCUCUGACAACCCAUCUAUCUCUGCAACAGGCCGACAACGCCUUGAUUUUAAGUGCAUGUUUAAAUAUUAAAAAAAAAAAAGAUA